AUGAUUGGCGGUGUAUUUAUUUACAAUCAUAAAGGUGAAGUGCUUAUAUCCCGUGUUUAUCGUGAUGAUAUUGGACGUAAUGCUGUUGAUGCUUUUCGUGUAAAUGUUAUACAUGCUCGUCAACAGAUGCGUUUUCCUGUUGUUAACAUUGCUCGUACAAAUUUUUUUUAUACAAAACGUUCCAAUAUUUGGAUGUGUGCUGUUACAAAACAAAAUAUCAAUGCAUCUAUGGUAUUUGAAUAUUUAAAUAAAAUGAUUGAUAUAAUGCAAUCAUAUUUUGGUAAAAUAUCAGAAGAAAAUAUUAAAAAUAAUUUUGUAUUAAUCUAUGAAUUAUUAGAUGAAAUAUUAGAUUUUGGUUAUCCACAAAAUAGUGAUCCCGGUAUAUUAAAAACAUUUAUAACACAACAAGGUAUUCGACCGGUAACACGUGAAGAACAAGCAAAUGUAACAUCGAGUGUCACUGGUCAAAUUGGUUGGAGACGAGAAGGUAUUAAAUAUCGUCGAAAUGAAUUAUUUUUAGAUGUUAUUGAAUCGGUUAAUUUAUUAAUGUCACAACAAGGACAAGUAUUGAGUGCACAUGUAGCUGGUAGAGUGGUAAUGAAAAGUUAUCUAAGUGGUAUGCCCGAAUGCAAAUUUGGUAUUAAUGAUAAAAUUACAGUAGAAAAUCGUUUAAAACCUCAUUCGGAUUCCACUAGUGGUACACCAGGAUUAUCUGGAAAUUCUUCCUCAAUGCCGGCAACAAACGGGAAUACACAAACACCUUCAUCCUCAUCAACUUCUGCAACAACAAAAACAUCAAUUGCUAUAGAUGAUUGUCAAUUUCAUCAAUGUGUUAAAUUAUCAAAGUUUGAAUCAGAACACUCAAUAUCAUUCACGCCACCAGAUGGUGAAUUUGAAUUAAUGCGUUAUCGAACAACAAAAGAUAUUAGUUUACCAUUUCGAAUUAUUCCAUUAGUACGUGAAAUUGGUCGUACAAAAAUGGAAGUUAAAGUUGUUGUUAAAUCAAAUUUUAAACCAACAUUGAUCGGCCAAAAAAUUGAAAUACGUAUUCCUACACCUCCGAACACGUGUGAUGUACAACUAUUGUGUAUGAAGGGUAAAGCCCGACAUAAAUCAUCGGAUAAUGCUAUUAUAUGGAAAAUGAAACGUAUGGGUGGUAUGAAAGAAUCACAAUUAUCAGCUGAAAUUGAAUUAUUACCAAAUGAUAAAAAGAAAUGGAAUCGUCCACCAAUAUCAAUGAAUUUUGAAGUACCAUUUGCACCGAGUGGAUUUAAAAAACAAUCAAAUGGGUUAGAUAUAUCGGAAAAAGUGGAUUAUAUGAAACAAGAUGCUAACAUUAUUAGAUUAUUAGCCAAAAAUUUACACAAGGCUUCAACGUCUGUUAGGGGUCAUUCUUAUUUUAAAAAAAACUAG
This is a messenger RNA of Didymodactylos carnosus, 1413 nucleotides long. The record is from the annotation of a GenBank genome assembly. NCBI's taxonomy places the organism in Eukaryota, Metazoa, Rotifera, Eurotatoria, Philodinida, Philodinidae.